Molecule: messenger RNA, 3623 nt
Organism: Myxocyprinus asiaticus (Chinese sucker)
Lineage: Eukaryota; Metazoa; Chordata; Actinopteri; Cypriniformes; Catostomidae
Product: osteoclast stimulatory transmembrane protein-like
Exons: 3
Coding region: 287-1720 (477 amino acids)
Cellular component (GO): membrane
Source: RefSeq, a predicted model, not a curated record
UUUAUCUGUCAUGUCAUGUGGUGUGAGUACGUUUGUAGCUGUGCAGUGUGGCCUGUGUUUAUGUCUCAUGUGAAUCUGAGCAACUUAUGAGUCAGUGUGCAUGUGUGUUCAGUGCCCAGCUCAGAGUCAUAGGAUUGUGCAUGUGUAUAUAUAUAUGUGUGUGUUCAGUGCCCGGCUCAGUCUGAAGCUGACCAGUUCUGCUGCGUUCAAGUUCUAAGGAUUUUAUCAAUUUUUUUAUGUUAAGAUGAAUCUAUGAUCUUAUUCAAGCCUCCGUUUAACCUACAGUAUGAUGAUGUACUUCAGAAAAUCUCUCUCCCUGUUUUCACUCAGAGCAUCAGUAAGGAGCAGUAUGGAGAUGCUCUGGUUGUGUUACUCUACUCCAACUCCUCAGAGUGCACAUCAGCUACUUGCUCUAUUUACUCUCUGUUUCUUCAUUGCUGGGAUCACUGCUGCCCUACUUUUCCACUGGCUCACAAACUUUCUAAAAUAUGAUGUUCAGACAGCAGGGGUCGCAGCUGGUAUCCAUGCUACAGCUGUGUUCAUCCUGUCAUCUCUCAUCCACCCAUUCCGAUGUGUCUUCACGCUGAUCUUCCCAACAUUGGGCACAAGACAGGGCCGUAAACUCCUCAUGUCCACUUCUGUGAUGAUUGUUGUGCUUUACGUCCUACCCAACAUGGCUGGCAACAUUGCAACUCUAACACAUAUUGUGAAAUGUGCAUCAGAAAAGCUUACGCAAAGUCUCCUGAGCAGCUCAGAGCUCAUCAACACCAUAAAGGACAAUAUAGUCAAAAGAGCCGAAGAGAGUGUGGAAGCGACUUUGGUGCACACACUGCGUGAUUUUGAUCACACUACAAAUAUUAAUGUUUCAGAAGUGAAGGAACGGUUGAAUUUCUUGAGUAAACAAGUGCAGGAGGAUUUCUCUGAAUUUAAAAGUCAAGUACAGGAUUUAAAGCUGGUAAUGAGCAGAAUCUUUGCAGCUGUUUUUGUUCUGUGUUUGUUCACAGAGUCUGUCAUUUACCUCCGAUCAUAUUUGACAUCUGUGAGAUUUGACAACACAUAUAUCACAGGUGGGCUGAGGAGCAAAGCAACCAGUAAAGGGAUCACUGUUGAAGCAAAGGAUGUGAAAAAUGGGGUGAACUCCACCAGUUUCAGAAUAACUAAAAGGGAAAUUUGCAGAUGUCUGGCUCCCUCGGUGGUGAUAACUCUAUAUCUAUUGAUGACAAUUUUUCUGAUAGUGCUGGACCACUUCUUAUACUCCUUAGUGAAAUCAGGUGGCCCUUGGAUUUCCAACAUACCAUCCAGCAACGUCAGCAUUAACGUCAACUUCAAGGUUGCAACUACGCUGCACAUCUUUCAGCUUCUUAACUCAGACAGUCUGGUAGAAUUGUUUAACUUCGACAGAUCUUACACAGCCCUCAUUCACUCAGAUCCAAAUGUGUGUGAUGCCCAGCCCAGUAAGCUGAACCCAAGUGCAGUGACAGCGCUGGUGUUCCUGUAUCUGCUCAGCUACACCAUGCUGCUUCUGGAGGUCUAUGCACGACGCCUUCGGAGGAAAGUUGCAGCUUCUUUCUUCCAGCAGCAGGAGGAGAGAAGGAUUGAAUUCCUUAUUCAAAAAAUUCAAGCCAAGCAAAAAACAAGACAAAAUCAAGUUUUCUUUAUAGAAACCAAACACCAGGAUGAAGAUACCAAGAAACAGAUCUCUGGGAUGGCAAGGGAAUAAACUGAUAAAAUCAGUGAUGCAGAAUUCAUCCUAAAUAUGUCUGUGACAUACAGUAUCUGUACAGUCCUGCAUCAUGGAGUCUUUCAGGUUCCUGGGCACUGCAAUCCCCAGAACCUGAAAUUGAAGACCUUUUCAGACUCCAUUGUGAAAAAGGCCCAGCAGAGGUUGUACUUCCUUUGCCAGCUUAGGAAGUUCAACCUGCCACACGAGCUGCUGAUCCAGUUCUUCUCAGCUGUUUUAAGGUCUGUCUUGUGCACUUCUAAAACUGUCCACCAAAAUGGAUCUAAAAAGACUGCACUGGGCAGUCAGAACCACUAAAAGGAUAUUUGGUACACCCCUGCACUCCUCACAUGAUUUAUACAACUCUGGACUGACAUGAUCACACAAGAAAUUGACAUGCUGCUUCCGAAUGUUCAAAUACCCUGAAAUCAACCCCAUUUUGCCUAAUUACUGACAAGUGCCAUUCCCCAUUUCCCAAAUUACUAGCAAGCACCAUCCACUAUCAGACAUUUAUGCAUCAGAUAAAAUGUGUUCACCUUUCCCUGUGGUGCUAGUGUGCGUUUUGCAGGUAAUCUCUUAAACACACGUUCUAGUCUCAUAAAAAACAGCAAGGAAUCACAUUCACUUCGAGACACUGGUUUGGGUCUUGAGGAAACCAAGAAGUAAUCACAUUCACAUUUUCCCUUCAAAAUGAAAUUUUUACUCCAUUGACAGUUAGGUUUAGGGUUGGGGUCUAGGUUAGGGAGUAGGGUUAAUAAAAUAUGCAUUCCUGUGGACUGAACCACAUAAUUUACUACUAAAAAUACUUGUUUUUGUGCCACCCUACAGACAUUUGACUUCAACAACCCUUUCAGCUUUGACCACUGGGGCAGUGGUUUCAAAUUUCAGUAAACACAGACCAAUUUCAGCAGCAGAACUUACAACCUCCUGUUGCCGAAUUUACAGUGUGAUCAGUCUAGAGAAAAAGGGCAUGAAACUUCACAGACUCCACAGGCCACAACCUUUGUACUUCUGCCCUGUGGCGGGUGUUGCAAAGCACUGCAUACCAAAACAUACAUUUAUAUAUACAGCACAGCCAUUAUAGUCUUUUAGCAAUAUUCUUUUAGGCAUGGUAGCUCAGUGGGUAGCACUGUCACCUCACAGCCAUAAAGUCCCUAGUUUGAGUCCCGGGUCACCCAGGGCCUUUCUGUGCGGAGUUUGCAUGUUCUUCGUGUGGGUUUUCUCCAGGUGCUCCGGUUUCCCCCACAAUAAAAAUAAAAAAAAAAAAACAUUAUUUAUAUAUAUUGUACAGUAUUGUAUUAUAUUGUAUAUGUAAACACACAGCACCUGUACACCAUAACAAAUUCCUUGUGUUUGAGCACAUUUGGCCAAAAAAAACUCUUUCUGAUUCUGAUAUCUAUACACAUCUGUACUGCCAUUACAAACAUGCUGUAAAUAUCAGACAUAAAUAAUAAAUGUGUCCUUUAUAUGUACAUAUCUGCAUAUAUCUGCAUUAAUACUUAUUUUUAUUUGGUAAGAGGGUGAGUUGGGGCUGGAUUCAUCAUUAUUGUUGGCUUCAUCUGUGUGUCUGCCACAAAGCAACUGAACAGAAAUUAACAUCAAACAUAAAACAAAACCUUGUUUAAAUGUGAUUUGCAUUUUAUUUGGAAAGGUUUUUGAGAUCUCCAAAGCCCAAUAACAGACAGCAGAACCUGCUUUUGUCAGUUCAAUUACUUUAGGGCAUGACACAACUGUCUGCUUUCUCCACUGGACAAUGGAACAUUCUUUCUUUGGGGACUUAAGAGAAAAAAUUAUUGUCAGUGCCUUUAGAAAGUAUUCAACCUCUUCUUCAAUUGUCUUGUUACAUCUUCAAAUACACACUGAAACAUUUAUUUGACUUGAAUAAAAACAUCAGUUCUCAUUU